AUGCCUAUUUACACAGUUCCUGCCAGAAGCCCUGCUGGGACACGAUGCACUGUCGCUUUACAGAAGGCUUCCUCGAAUGACACCUUUGCCAGCAGGAAAGCAUCUGGGCAGCAGCUGAAGGCACAGGUGUUGGGAGAAGAAAAGAAUACUCUACUUCCAUGUUCUCAGAAUAAGACUGAGGAAGUAAAUAGGACCUACGUGAUUUCAGCUUGUGAAAAAGUGGGUGACGCGUCAACUACUUUUACAUCUGAAGGCAGGUUAACCCUUCGGAGGAGAACUGGAGCAAGCAAAAAAUUAGUGUCCAGUAGUGAACUGUUGCAUACAAACACAACACAGGGCAUGGAAGAGCUACAAACGGAGAAAAGGCUUACCCUGCGCAGGCGUGUGAGGACUGGCUCCGCUGGGAAGAGUAAUAGCAAUCAGAAUAUUGUGCCUAGAAAAGAAAACUUACCAGCUGAUGCACAAAGAAAUGACAAGAUUACACUUCCACAGAAUAUUAAUGAUACUGAUGUUGUUAAACCAAGCUUGAAGUUAGCUGAGAGUCAAUCCAGUACCAAAUUGCAGUGUAACCUCAACAGCAAGGGUUCCUUGGGCUUUGUUGAUGGUGUCUGUAAAAAUGUUGUCUCCACGUGUUUAAAAGAGAAGACAGGCACUGCUGAUACAAAAUUUCAAAAUGAAGUUCCUAAAUCGGAACAAUUAGUUACCUCAAAAUGUAUUAAUAGUCUAUCAGGAGAUCUGAAUGAAAAAGGCAAUAUAAAUAAGGUAGCUGGAAAGCAAAGGGUACAGCACAUAAUGAUAAAACAUAACAGCUUAGAAAGACCGAGGACACCAGCAAAAGGUUUAACAGAAGGGUUGAAGCUUACACCAAAGAACAGCACCUCUCAAGAUCAACUGUCUCUCAAAUUGGCCUCAAAUGAGCGAACACCUCAUCUUCAAACUUUAGCCAAAAAGACCCCUAGUGUCUCCAGCUCUCUUCCUGGGAGGAGAAGUUCAGAAACAGAAGUGAACACAGAAGCUUUAGCUGAGAGCAGCGGAACUGAGGGAGAUGUUUUCAAAGUGAAAAACAGCAAAGUGAUUGUGGCUGUGCGGGUACGGCCCUUCAGUAACAGAGAGAAAACUGAAAACUCACCCCCUGUAAUCUCCAUGAGUGGUUCAGAGACGACUGUACAAAAUCCAUCCACAAACCAAGUUUACAGCUUCAGUUAUGACUUCUCCUUCUGGUCUUUUGACAAGUGUCAUCCUAAUUUUGCAAGCCAAGCAGUUAUUUAUCAAGCUUUGGCAGUGCCACUCCUUGAAAGAGCUUUUGAGGGAUACAACGCUUGUCUUUUUGCUUAUGGGCAGACUGGUUCUGGAAAAUCAUACACGAUGAUGGGAUUUGAUGAAGACCGAGGAAUAAUUCCAAGACUUUGUGAAGAUCUUUUCAACCAAAUAGCACAGAUGGACAAGGAACAGAUUUUGUAUCAUCUUGAAAUGAGCUUCUUUGAAAUAUACAACGAGAAAAUCCAUGAUUUGCUUGUCUUUAAAGCUGAAAAUGGACAGAAAAAACAGCAACUUCGUGUAAGAGAACAUCCAGUGUUAGGACCAUAUGUGGAAGGCCUGACAGUGAAUGUUGUUCGUUCUUACUCUGAUAUUCAGAGUUGGCUUGAACUGGGAAAUAAGCAGAGAGCAACAGCUGCUACGGUAAUGAAUGACAAGAGCUCCAGAUCUCAUUCUGUCUUCACCCUUGUCAUGACGCAGACCAAGGUAGAAUUUGUGAAUGAAGAGCAGUGUGAUCGUAGGCUUACCAGUCACAUCAAUUUAAUUGAUCUCGCUGGCAGUGAGUGCUGUGCAAAAGCUCAGACCACUGGAGAGAGGCUGAAGGAAGGUGUGAGUAUCAAUAAAUCGCUGUUAACCCUUGGAAGGGUUAUUUCUGCGCUCUCUAAACAAUUUCAAAAUGGAAAGAAAACUUUCAUUCCUUACCGGGAAUCUGUCCUUACUUGGUUGUUGAAGGAAAGUCUUGGUGGGAAUUCCCAGACGACGAUGAUUGCCACGGUGAGUCCAGCUGCCAGCAGCACGGAGGAAACGCUCAGCACCCUUCGCUAUGCAAAGCAAGCUUGUUCAAUUAUCAACGUUGCUAAAGUGAAUGAAGAUGUAAAUGUGAAGUUAAUCAGAGAAUUGAAAGCUGAAAUUGAAAGGAUGAAGGCAGCUCAGAAAAGUGCUCUGAACACUGAUCGUGAAAAAUACAGGCGUUAUUUGCAGGAAAUAACAUCUUUGAGGGUAGAGCUGCACCAGCAGGAGAGGAACAUGGCAGAAAUGCAAAGGGCCUGGAAAGAAAAAUUUGAACAAGCAGAAAAAAGGAAAUUGGAAGAUAUAGAGGAAUUGCAGAAAGCUGGAAUUGCAUUCAAAAUGGACAAUCAUUUACCAAACCUUGUCAAUCUCAGUGAAGAUCCUCAGCUUUCUGAGGUGCUGUUGUAUAUGAUCAAAGAAGGAGAAACUACAGUUGGAAGGUGUAAACCAAAUUCAAAACAUGAUAUCCAGCUUUCUGGAGUGCUGAUUGCUGAUGACCAUUGCGUUAUAAAAAAUGCUGUCGGCCAAGUAAGUAUUAUUCCACUGAGAGAAGCAAAGACAUAUGUAAAUGGGAAAUGCAUUUUGGAGCCAACAGUUCUGCAUCACGGUGAUCGAGUGAUCCUUGGGGGAGACCAUUAUUUCAGGUUUAAUCAUCCAGCAGAGGUUCAGAAAGUUAAAACACCUUCUUGUGGGACCACGUGCUUGCAUGAUGGUCCAAAAGAUUUUGAAUUUGCGAAGAACGAGCUGCUUAUUGCACAGAGAACACAUCUGGAAUCAGAAAUUGAAGAGGCUCGGCUCAAAGCCAAGGAAGAAAUGAUGCAAAGUGUCCAGAUUGCAAAAGAGAUGGUUCAACAAGAGCUGACCUCACAAAAAGAAGCUUAUGAAAGCAAAAUAAAGUCACUGGAAGCAGAGGUGAGAGAAGAAUCUCGUAAGAAGCAAAUCCAAGAAAUGAAUAACCAAAAAGCUGCAACUAAAAUACAGGAGCUAGAGAAGGCAAAGCAAAACCUAGAGCUAGAACUACAAUUCAAUAAGAAACGUUUAGAAAUGGAGACCUUGGCUACCAAGCAGGCUCUAGAAGACCAUACUAUUCGUCAUGCAAAGAUACUGGAAGCUCUGGAAGCUGAGAAGCAGAAGAUUGCUGAAGAAAUACACACUCUCCAGAAGAACCGUGGGAGUGGGAACAGAACAAUGACAAUUCCACUGAACUGGAAGUCUCUGAAGCUGUCUGUGAUGGUCAAAGAGGCCAAUGCCAUUAGUAAUGCAUUGGGGAAGAACACUGUUUUCUGCAGGCACGAUAAAAUUGAUGAUAAAACGGGAGCAGUGUCUGCUGUGCAGGUGCAGGUUCGUAACAUCAAGCUGGGAAUAGCAACUUUUUGGAGUCUAGAGAAAUUUGAAUGCAAACUAGCAGCAAUGAAAGAACUGUAUGAGAGUAAUGAUAGAAAUAAAGCUGCCGAUGUGUUUUAUGAUCCUGCUGAUGAGUGGGAACCUGACCUUUCAGACACAUCAGUUUCUUCUCUUUCCAGAAGAAGAAGUAGAAGUUUCAUGAAGAACAAGAGAAUUUCUGGAUGUUUGUCUGAGAUAAAAUUGCAACCCAUUCAGAAUAUACAGACUUCCUAUAUAUCAGGUUCACAGAGCAAGUCCAGCAUAUGCCCAAACUUUUCUGAAUCGUUUCUUCCUGGAAUAUGCAAGGAAUCUAUAAGUUCAGCUUUAGAUUUACUGGAACAGAAUCAUGAAGCAGGAAAAAGCAUAGCAGACAAUCUCCUAAGUAACUUGUUUAUAAUUUUUUCUGGAGUGUCUGCCAUUUCAAAAGCCUAUGAACAGCAAGAUGAAGAAUGUCAAGAAAACUUUUUCAAUCUUGAUCCUGCUGCUCAGUCCUACAGCAUCAGAAUUAUCUCUGCUUUUGACCAGAUUGUGGUUCUAAGCAAACUCUGGCUUAACAAUAUCCAAAAGUGUCCUGGAUCUAUAAAGGUUGAUGAAGAAAUGAAACGGGAAAUCAAGAACUUGGGAGGUUAUUUACAGUUACUGUUGCAGGGGUGUUCUUCAGAUAUAUCCUCGAUGGUAACAGAAGCCUGGAGCAAAGUGAACCAAACAGUAAAACAAACAAUGAAAUACAUAGGACACUUGGCAGUAGUCACAACAGCUGAUAUUUCAUUUCCUGAAGAGAACAAUAUUCCCGUGUCUAAUCUACAGGAAUUUGUACUUGCCAUUUAUGAUGGAGUAGGCUCGGGACUGGAGUUCCUCAUUGAUACUGUACAGGAGAGAGCAAGAACAGUACAGAAAAAACUUGUGAAACAACGUCCACAAAAUGAGAUUCAAAAUCGGAUAAAGGAUAACGUUGUGGCAUUAGCCAGAUUGCUUGAAAAUAACAUCUCUUACUGCAGAAAGAAAGAAAUAGAAUCUCAGUUACUGGAGGAAGAAUCUUUGUAUCGAGAAAUAAAGAAAAGCACUAAAAUUGCUGCGAAAUAUUUGGAAUUGGAGCAGUGCCUAACUGAAGUCUGUCGAGUUGUUUCUUCCUUGUUACAAGGGUUGUACAGAAACACAAGCCCCCUCAGGAGCUUUGCAGAAAAUAUUUCUGUCAUAGGUGGAUAUUUUAACAACUAUUUCAGUUUGUUUGCCUUGUCUUCUGCAAACAAUCCUAUCCAGAAGACACCUCGACCUUUUAUGAACCUGGAUGAGCUGGACUCUCUGGUUGAUUCCCUUAUUAUGAAUUUUGAACUUGAACAAGGACAGCCAUCACUGCAAUCUCAAACUGUUUGUAAUGAAACUACUGAGACUCAAGGAGGACAGGUUGAAACAGGUGAAGUUGCUUGGAAGUGGAAUGGGACUCCAGAACACACACAAACUCCAGAGCUUUCACCUGGUACGAUAGAGUGGGUGUAAAAGGUUAUUAUCAACAAAUGAAAGGAAACUCUUUCCUAUUUGUGUGAAGGGAAAGUAACAUAUACCACAGAAAGCUAAAAUUUAUUACUAAUAUUAGUGAGUGAGUGGUGUGAAAGUAAAUGACAUGUUUGUAUGAGGAUGGGUACCCUAUAUUUCACCAAAAAAAAA
Molecule: messenger RNA, 5094 nt
Organism: Myiozetetes cayanensis
Lineage: Eukaryota; Metazoa; Chordata; Aves; Passeriformes; Tyrannidae
Gene: KIF14
Product: kinesin family member 14
Exons: 29
Coding region: 1-4926 (1641 amino acids)
Biological process (GO): microtubule-based movement
Molecular function (GO): microtubule motor activity; microtubule binding; ATP binding
Source: RefSeq, a predicted model, not a curated record